AUGAAGCGCAGCGAACCGCGCGGCACCAUCUUCCUCAACCUCGCCUGGCUGCGGACCGCUGCGCUCGCGCUCCGGCGCCUUAUCUCCCGCGGCACGCUCGCCCGCGUCGCCCUCGCCCAGCGACUCGGCAUUCCUCCUUCAGCGGCGACGCAGCGGCAGCACGGCAUCGACUGCGCGUGCUACUACACCGAAAACCUCUUCGUCCGUUCGCCCGUCGAGGGCCACUUCUGCUUCGAAGGCCGCACCGCCUUUGAGCGCAGAGAGAGGCCGCUGCUCGAGUCUCUCUCUUUCGAGGCGCGUGACGAGCUCCUCUCGAGGCUGGAGGCGGAGGCGGCGCGGCGGCGCGGCAUCGUACCGGCGGCCGCGGCGCGCAAGGCCCGCGUCGCGGCCGAGUACUCGCCUCUCCGCCCCGAGCUGUGGACGCUGUGCGAGCGCUGGCUGCACCGCGACUUUGUGGACCUCGUCGAGCAGGCGAGGGCGGGCGAGCUUCGCGCGCCGCCGCAGCUCGCUCCGGGCAUCUAUACGCUGCCUGUCUUUUCGGAGCUCUUCUGCCGGCUGCUCACCGAGGAGCUGGCUCACUUUGGCGCCUCCGGACUGCCCGUCGGCCAGCCUAACUCGAUGAACCGCCACGGAGCCCUCCUUGACGAACUCGGGCUCUCGGCUGGCCUCCUCGACCCGCUGCUCUCGGACUGGCUGAGGCCGCUAUGCGCGGCGCUGCCGCCUCUGGCCGCGGCGGGCGGCGCGAGCAUCGACCACCACAAGGCGUUCGUGGUUGCGUACCGGCUCGGCGAGGACGAGAGCCUCUCGAUGCACGUCGACAACGCCGAGGUCACGCUCAACGUCAACCUCGGCGGCGGCUUCGAGCAGGGCGAGCUCCUCUUCUACGGGCGCACCGCCCACCCGCUGGCGCACCACGACUGGCACGACGGCGGAGGCGUGGGGCAUGGCGUGCUGCAUCUGGGAGCGCAGGCGCACGCGGCGCUGCCCAUCACCAGCGGCGAGCGGCUCAACCUCGUCAUCUGGAUGCGCUCACGCGCGCGGCGGCGCGAGGCGGGAUGCCCGAUGUGCGGACAGACUGAUCGGCUGCUAUGAGGCGCCUAUUUUCUAGGAUUGGCGAUUGCUUCGCACAGCUGGUCUUAUACUUGUGUGUCGUACGUAGCAGACCACUACUG
This is a messenger RNA of Emiliania huxleyi CCMP1516, 1172 nucleotides long. RefSeq lists its product as hypothetical. The coding region runs from base 1 to 1092 and encodes 363 amino acids. Gene Ontology annotation, molecular function: oxidoreductase activity, acting on paired donors, with incorporation or reduction of molecular oxygen; iron ion binding; L-ascorbic acid binding. The transcript has 10 exons. NCBI's taxonomy places the organism in Eukaryota, Haptophyta, Isochrysidales, Noelaerhabdaceae. The record is from RefSeq and is a predicted model, not a curated record.